Messenger RNA from Encephalitozoon cuniculi GB-M1, 1476 nucleotides. RefSeq lists its product as uncharacterized. Gene Ontology annotation, molecular function: protein-folding chaperone binding; misfolded protein binding. The transcript has a single exon. Gene Ontology annotation, biological process: protein folding in endoplasmic reticulum. Bases 1 to 1476 code for a protein of 491 amino acids. The record is from RefSeq and is marked provisional. Gene Ontology annotation, cellular component: endoplasmic reticulum. Lineage: Eukaryota; Fungi; Microsporidia; Unikaryonidae.
AUGACGGUACGGGGCCCAUGGAAAGGAGAGCAAAAGUCUUCAAAAUUCUUCGGAAUAGUGGACUUGAGGAAAAAGAUGGUGUUCAAGGCAGUUUUGGGACUGCUUUUGGGGAUUGUAAAAGCGCAGAUAGACUUAGCCAAAGAAAUAUUCAAAGCAGAGUUAAGUAUCAAAAGCGGGAAUCUUUCGGAAGCGGAAUCUAUCUAUAAAGAGAUUUCCCGGCACUUCAGAGACAACGAUGUCUUCCGAAGCAAGUAUGCCGAGUUUCUUAUGGCCAAGGGAGAGUAUGACGAAGUAAUAAAAGAAUUUGGAAGAGAUCAAGGAAUGAAGGAGAAAAUCAAGAGAGCCCACGAGUGUUUUUCCAUAUUGCUCAGCAACAAUAUACGACUUAUUGCCACAUUGAUAAAGGAAAGCCCGUAUUCAAGACCAGUUUUGGAGUCGUACAUUCAAGUGUGUCUAAUAGAUGAAAGGUUAGAAGAAGCUGAGAAGUUUAUCAAAAAGUCAAGAUCUCUGUUUCCAAGUCGACCUGAGUUUAUUCAUCAGGAAAUGCAGCUGCACUUCCUGAAUGGAACGUUCUCCAUUGGAAUCAAAAUGCUGAGUGAUCUGGGAUACAAAGAAAUGGCAUUCUCUUUUAGAAACAUUCUCUCAGCCUAUGAAAAAAUAAAAGAAAGCAGCCUAGGUAGCAGAGACAAGUACGUGAGGCUGGACAAGUUGAUGCGAAGUAUUUCAUUGGUGGAGAGUGACAGCAACUUUUUCCCUAGCAUUUUCUCAGCACUGAAGUUGAAUGUCAUAUUCGAUCUAUGCAGAAGCGGGGUUGAAGGCGGGAUGCAGGGACUGUCAAAUAGAGCCCGAUAUCUUUACUCGAAAAGGAACAAUGAGGAUACUAUGUAUCUGUAUAUCAUGGCAUUGGUUUUCGACGGAGACAUUGAGGAGGCUGAGGAAAAAUACAGGCUGUUUGGAUUCCGAAAUGCGAAGCUUAGAAAUCACAUUGCUUAUCGGAUAGAGACGGCAAAGAUGGAAAGAGAAAAUGCAAGAAGAGAAAGGGAAGAAAAGAGACAUAGAAGACGGAGACAUAUGGAAGAUGGCUACGGCGGAAUGGCUAGAAAUAAAUGGGAUUUCCUGGGGUACUACAAGUUACUCGGAUUCAAAGAGGGUGAAAAGCCGGACGAGAAAGAGAUAAAGAAAGCGUAUCGGAAGACAGUCGUUGAAAACAAAAAAAAGAAGAAAACUAAACAACAGGAGAAGGAAUGGGAAGAGACAUUCAAGAAGGUCAACAAGGCCUUUGGUGUGCUUACGGACAAGAAGAAGCGCGAAAUGUACAAUAAGGGAAUAGAUCCUGACAAUCCUCAGCAGCCAUCAGGAUUUGGCAGUGAUCCAUUCCAGAAGAUGUUCAGAGGAUUUGGAGACUUCGAGGUCUUUGAUUUCGGUGGUGGAAGAAGAGGGGGAAGAAGAGCCACGACAACAUACUUUUACUUUUGA